Molecule: messenger RNA, 1029 nt
Organism: Prorocentrum cordatum
Lineage: Eukaryota; Dinophyceae; Prorocentrales; Prorocentraceae
Source: the annotation of a GenBank genome assembly
GGAGCGCCUCGCCGCCGACGCGGACCACGCCCGCGCGCUCCUGGAGAGCUCCGUGGAGCCGGCGCGGCGGGCUCUGCGCCAGAUCGAGGACAUUGACGAUGAGGGCAUGGGCCACGCUCACAUCCGAGCGACGGAAGGAAACGGGUGGGGCCGCCGCGCGGCGUGCCCGACGAGCCCGUGCCUGCCGUGCGCACGUCAUCCGGGUGCUUGUGCGACCCCGUGUCCAGGUGCGCCUCCGCGGGGCAGCCGUUCUCGUGGUGCCACGUUCACAUGCCGGCGGACGGCAAGGAGAGGGGAGUGCCCGCUGCACGACCACAUCAAGGCCGCGGAGGCCGCGGAGGAGGCGGAGGGUGGCGGGGGCGUCGAGGCCCUGGUGGGCGGCGACGGCCUGGACCCCACGGGGCGGCCCCACGAGCUGGCCCACGACCAUCACCAGGCCGCGGAAGGCGCGCAGGGAGGGGAGCACAAGGGCGACGGACCCAUGCACCUUUGGGACUACUGCGUGCCGCCCGAGGCACAGCUCACGGAGUCGAUGGCGCACCCUGGGGCCUCCAAGACGGUGCACCCCAAUUGCCGCUGCGCUCCGCGCCCGGACGUCUUGGCUCGGUACGAGCACGACCCGACCUUCUUCGGCCCGUCUGGCGAUGGCGACCUGGACCCCAAUCGGGUCCCGUUCCGCGACAGGAUCACCGUGGAGGCGAUGCUCGAGCACGAGAGGUCUCCCGGGGACGACCUCUGCCAGCCGACCCCGUCCAGCAGCGGCUGGGGCGUGUGCCCCGUGGCCAAGGACGUCGGCGCCCCCGCGAGGCCGGCGCGGGCGCCCUCAGCCCGGGGCCCUGGUUCUCCGACGUCGCGGGCCGCAGCUGGGACUUCUGCGUCCCCAGGAGGGGCGCCGCCCGCCAGCGCGCACCCGGCCGGCGCGCCGCCAGACGGCGCCGUGCAGCAGGCCGCCGCGCCCUCGCCUGCCGGGCUGGCCGCAGCGCUGGCGCCGGCCGCGCGCGCGCCGCAGCGGGCGAGGAGGCCGAGGAG